AUGCAGGCUGUGCGGCACCGAGCGCUUCGUGCAGUGUCCAAUGCAGGACUUCGGAUAGAAUACAGACGUCACUUCCCCGCAAUGGUUGCACUGGACAGAUGCACGUUCAGAUGCAUUCCAAGGCGAUCCUUUUCUAGUGAGACGCCCAAGGAGGACAAGGCCAAGGAUGCCGAAGCUUCCAACGAGAGCACGCCUGCCCAGGAAACUGCUGAAGAAGCGGAGGCUCCAGAGACUGUGGAGGCCCCGUCCGUGGCGCUGGAGAAGGAGUUGGCAACUCUGCAGGAGAAGGUUCGUGCAAGAAAGCACGAGCUUCUACUGUCAUUGGCUGACUUUGAGAACAACAAGAAGCGGUUCUCAAAAGAGCGAGAGGACAGGCGGAAAAGCUCAAUGGCGAAUUUUGCAACUGAGAUGAUAAAGGUCUACAGCCAGUUCGAUGUCUUCGCCGGUGAGAAGCACACAGGCGCAGUGCAGGCCCUUCAUCAGGGUGUUGCGCUGACUCGCGACCUCUACAAGGCCUCCUUUGAACGUUUUGGUGUUCGCAACAUCCAGGUUGAAAUUGGAGAGCCGUUUGUGCCUGCUCGCCACGAAAAUGUCGGCACGGUCGAAAGUACGAAGUUGCCGAUGAACGCCGUAGGUGAGAUCGUCCGGCCAGGCUGGAUCUUGGAGCCGGAUAGCCCAAAGCCGGUUGUUCUUCAGAAGGUCGAGGUACAUGUUUCCACACAAGGGCCGAAGGUGCCGGCUUCAUGA
Molecule: messenger RNA, 747 nt
Organism: Symbiodinium natans
Lineage: Eukaryota; Dinophyceae; Suessiales; Symbiodiniaceae
Source: the annotation of a GenBank genome assembly